Messenger RNA from Fonsecaea monophora, 1374 nucleotides. RefSeq lists its product as hypothetical. Gene Ontology annotation, cellular component: dynactin complex. The coding region runs from base 1 to 1374 and encodes 457 amino acids. Lineage: Eukaryota; Fungi; Ascomycota; Eurotiomycetes; Chaetothyriales; Herpotrichiellaceae. The transcript has a single exon. The record is from RefSeq and is a predicted model, not a curated record.
AUGAUCACCACUUCCAUCGGCGACCCAAAAGACGGACCAUUCAUCCUCAACUGCAACUAUUGCAUGUGGAGCACCCUCGAUGUUGGUAUCAAGCUUGACAAACCGACCGGCGUCCGCGGCCAGCUUGAUGAAAUUGCAAAUGGAGGCAAACGCAGGCCUUCGGCUUUGAAAUCACCACCACACCAUGAUGAACCCGCACGCAAAUCAUCGCUUUCACGACAACCUUUAUUGCCGGAAGAAAUAGGAGAGGCCGUGGAAGCCAGAGAGCCAACCGAGUCACAGCCAUCUCUGGAUUCAACGGCGAGGUUCAGCGCCCUGAAGACAUUCUACAAGGACCAAAUUGCCGAAUCUUCAGCAAUGGAUGCGGGCUUUCCCACUUCAGCGUUGGACAUGGCCUACUCGUCCCCAUCGUCACUCCAACGUAUCAUGAACAUCUAUACCAACAGAGAGAACUCGCUUAAACGGGCUCGACAGAAGCUUACGAUCAUGCGAGAAGCUCGCGCAGCGGGCGAAGGACUCAAACUGUACGACCCACAAAGUGCCACGCCUUGCGAAUACGACGAGACCACAACCAUGGCACAAAGAACCUCUCAAAACCCUUCCUUUAUUGGCAAUCCUCGAGCGCGCACAGUCUCAGAUCUCAGACCGAUGCCCACACUUAUGCGUACCAAACGAUCCAAACGCUGUGCGACCUGCAAACACAUCCUCACCCGACCCGAGCUGAAGAUAUCGUCUGCACGAUACCGCAUCAAGCUGAUUGCACUCAGCUAUAUCCCCUUUGUGACCAUAAAGCCGCUUCCAGUCCCGGGUGGCUUGUCUCCUCCUGGACCAGAUGGAAGUGACAUUGUCCUUGCAGCUGGGAAGCCUGUCCAGUUUAUCAUGACACUGCGCAAUCCGCUGUUUGACGACGUCAAUGUCAGCUUGGGAAGCCCCAGCGUGACACCGGGAAAGCAUGGACAUCGAGUCACCAUCUUGUGCCCUCAGUUUCAGAUCGGGAAGAAUAGCGACGCUUGGGACGACGCACUGAACAAGCCUCCAACUCAAGCAGUAGGAGGUGCCAAUACCGCUGGUGGAGAACAAAUCGCUGGCAAAUUGUAUGACCAGGGCCGCAACUGGGCGAGCGUAGUAAUUGAGGUUAUCCCUGCGAGCAUUUUGAGAGGCGUGAGCGAGGAUCUGGACGGAGAUGAGGACGUCAUCGAGAUUCCUAUCAGAGUCAGGCUGGAAUGGACCGUCACCGAGGACGAGACUGCGGGUAUUGUGGAAAGAAGGAAACGGGAUAGGGACAAGGUGCUCGAAGACGGGGAGGACGCGGAUGAUGGGAAGAGAGAGUUGAGUUACUGGAUGGUCCUUGGUAUUGGGAGAGUGGACUGUUGA